AUGUGUCAAAUGGGUCGAUGCGACCAUGGCGACACGUUCUCUGGACAGCUUCAAAGUAACAAAGAGCCAUACACAUCGACAAACUUAAACCCUUCGUCUUCUUCAACUCUACAACCCCCAAAACAUAGAGACCCAAUGCCUCGCAUGGUAGCACCACCGCCUUCGGGCGAGGAAUUCCAAAUUGCCUUGAGCAGACCAUUCAGCGGCACACCAAUCCAUAAGAUCGAAGUCAUUGGUGCUCCCAACAGCUCCGCCAGCAUCCGCCUUACAAACUACAAUGGCAGCAACAAGUCCUCUGAGAAGAAGGGCGAUCGAUGUUCCCACGUACGCUAUGAUCCCUCACCACUAAACGACGUAAAAGAGCUCAUGUCUCUAAUCUCGACUCUGCGCGGUUUCCCCUCGCACGAGUCCAAGGACAUCUACGGACUGGAUGUAAAAGUCGACUUCAACACCGUCGAGAUCCAGUGGAGUAACCAGGAUGAGGAUCCUGCGGCGGUGGGUGUCGAGGUGGCGGGAGAGCAAAAGGAUGACUUUAAAAGAAUUGUGGAUAGUAUUGAGGCUUUGGCGAGGCAGUUUGCUAAGCAAGACUCUGCUGUGUAG
Messenger RNA from Plenodomus lingam JN3, 600 nucleotides. NCBI's taxonomy places the organism in Eukaryota, Fungi, Ascomycota, Dothideomycetes, Pleosporales, Leptosphaeriaceae. The record is from RefSeq and is a predicted model, not a curated record.